GCCUUUAAAAGCCGAUCUCUAACAGUCCAACACAUACCAGAUAUACUUAGAACCAACACACUAGAAAUUAGAUUAGACUGUGUAAUAGAGACAGUUAGACAUGGCAAAGUGGAGUUCAUCGUUGCUAGUUCUUCUUGCAUUAGUUGUGGUUCACGCUAGUGCAAGAAAUGUUCCCACAACGACUACUACAAUGGCUGCUAACGCGGUGCCUAGUGCUGCACCUGCCUCCGUUGGUGACCAAAAGAACUUCCUUACUUACGGUGGUGCAGGGGGCUUCGCUGGCAUUGGCUCAAAUGGCAUGCCAUUUGGUGGUGGUGGGGUUCUUGGUGGGGUUACUCCCCUUGGUGGCGUAGGUGGACUUGGUGGUGGUGGUGGUUUGGGUGGACUUGGAGGAACCGGAGGAUUCGGUGGACUUGGAGGAACCGGUGGAUUCGGUGGACUUGGAGGUACCGGUGGAGUCGGUGGACUUGGAGGAACCGGUGGAGUCGGUGGAUUUGGUGGUGCUGGUGGUGGUGUAGGUGGUGGCGCUGGUGCUGGUGGUGGAGUAGGAGGCGCUGUUGGCGGUGGAGUUGGAGGUGGAGCAGGAGCUGGUGGUGGCGGUGGCGCUGGUUUACUUCCUUCCCCAUGAAAUAGUUUACUCCGAAAUCGUCUUCUUUGUUUAGUUAUGUUUUGUAAUUUUGUUAAUGUUUUUUCUAAAAAAAAACAAAAGUAAUGUUUGUUCUUCCUAGUUGUUGAUUUCGUGGGUCUAAAUCCUAUGUCCGCAUGGACCAGAUUUAACUUA
Messenger RNA from Gossypium arboreum, 781 nucleotides. Its product is annotated as glycine-rich protein 23-like. Bases 101 to 628 code for a protein of 175 amino acids. Lineage: Eukaryota; Viridiplantae; Streptophyta; Magnoliopsida; Malvales; Malvaceae. The transcript has a single exon. The record is from RefSeq and is a predicted model, not a curated record.